Perkinsus marinus ATCC 50983 is the source of this 900-nucleotide messenger RNA. RefSeq lists its product as hypothetical. The transcript has a single exon. The record is from RefSeq and is a predicted model, not a curated record. NCBI's taxonomy places the organism in Eukaryota, Perkinsozoa, Perkinsida, Perkinsidae. The annotation marks the transcript as partial.
AUGGCUAAACGUCUGCGUAGUGAGGCAGCCCUCCGUCGCCGUAAGGCUAAAGAACGCACUAGGCGGGCAUUGCUGCGGGCCAAGACCCCCAAAGCGUUGAAGCCGUCGGGGCGUGCAUCGGUGCCGUCUAUCACUUCACCUCUCGGUAAAGAGACUCCUCUUGGCCCCCAUAAGAGCGUUGAUCAUCCGGCUGAUCGACGUGCUAUCGAUCUCUACAAGACGGCUUUUGCUUUGGCUGAGUCCGAGCAGGUUGAAUUAUUGGAGAAGAUUUCGGAUGGAACAGCGAAAUCCUCUAAAUGCGACUGGGGCAAUUUGAAAGGAUCUGCUGCUCACCAGCUCGAGCCCCCUCAUCAGCUGGUGGAGAUCAGAAAUAUGUUCGAUAGAGCGACAAAUGAGAUACUCAGUACCAGAGCUGGUGACAGUCUUCUGAAAUGGAUGCAGCUCGACCGUGAGGAGCAGGGCAAGCAGCAGCAUGUAUGGGAUGAACUGGGCCCAACGUUAGCCACUGCUGCUACCUCUUUAAGGGAAAAUUUAUGUGACCUACUACACGUAUCAGAGUCGUCAAUUCAAGACUGUGAUUUCCAAGCCGGGCUUCUGAAAGCUAUGCUCUUGGCAACUGCGGAUAUCGACGAGUCCGAAGACGUAGAACUCUUGGACGAAAUAAUGUUGCAAGGCGGAGUGAAUAUCGGCAUCACAUCCCCAGUUAGUUCCAGUGGUUGGUGGCCAAACGCUCGGGACGUUAAGAAUUCUGACGACGGAGAAAGUUUGAGCUACUUCGCCAGCGAUUCAUGGAGGAACUAUAGCUCAGCGGAGCUGAUGGAGGGCAGUCUCAUGGAAUAUUAUGACAGCGAGAUCGCUAAGGGUUUCAUGGAAGACUGGGAUUCACUUCCUCGGGACGCC